CUUGCGGACGUAGAGGAUUAUCGGUGAAAACAUCUCUGAUUGUUUUUAUUUGUAAAAAUGGCGUAUACACUUGCAGCUGAUGGAAGCCAUAAUUCUGAACAUGAUUCAGAGUCUGAUGAUGACGAAGUCGUUGAAACAAGUCCCUGUGGAAGGUGGGAAAAAUACAAAAAACAGAUAAAUGUACCAUGCAAUGUUCCUGGUAUAGACAGUUCUUAUCUUGCAAUGGACACUGAAGAAGGUGUUGAAGUUAUAUGGAACGAAUUGAUGUUUUCUGAAAUUAAAGCCUGGAAGAAAAAAGAGGAAAUAUUCAAGAAAAUAUUUGACAAUCUUUCGAAAUUAAUUCAUCCAAAUAUUGUUACUUUUCAUAAAUAUUGGGUUGAUGUUAAAGAAGAGUACGCUAGGCUCAUAUUUAUUUCUGAGUAUAUGACUUCUGGGUCAUUGCAACAGUUUCUCAAGAAAACAAAAGCUAAUGUGAAGUAUUUUAACAUCAAGGCUUGGAAACGAUGGUGUCAGCAAAUUCUAUCUGCUUUAAGCUUUCUUCAUACAUGUGAGCCUCCAGUUGUCCAUGGUAACUUAAACUGUGAAACUAUACACAUUCAACAUAAUGGUCUCGUAAAGAUUGAAACAGUGGCUCCUGAUGCAAUUCAUAACUAUGUUAAAUCAUUCAAACAUCCUGGAAAACAUGUCCAUUUUGUUGCACCAGAAUAUGAUGGUGAAUCUCUUUUUUCAGCUUUGUCAUCAGAUGAAUUUGGAAAAGGUACUUCUCAUCAUCCUAUUAAUUGUGCUGCAGAUGUGUACUCUUUUGGUAUUGUUGCACUUGAGAUGGCAACGCUACAUUGGGUAGAAAAAACAUGUACGGUUACACCAGAAAUGAUUAAAUUAGCCCUUGACAGUUUGGAAGAUUCAACCCAAAGGGAGUUUAUUGAAAAAUGUCUUCAAAAAAGUCCCGAAAACAGACCAACUGUUCACCAACUUCUUAUGCAUCCAAUCUUGCUUGAGGUAUAUUCAUUGAAGCUUUUAGCUGCACAUGCACUUUCUGAAAUAGAUUAUGUAAAAAGUCUGCAGGAAUUUAUGAGUAGAGAUCCUGACAGGGUUAUGGCUGAAAUAGUAUCACCUGGCAACCAUGCAAAUGUUUUAUGGUUAAAUUCAAAAGUACAACCAUUUGAAGUUGAAAAGUUUUUAGAAGAAAUUAAGACUGGCCUGUAUCCUUUAACGGGUAUGGAAUCCAGAAAGAAGAAAACCGAGAUAAGACCUCAGUUAAAUCCAUCUCGCCCUAAAUCUCCUGAGGAUAAUAAUAAUAAUCAAGGAAACGAGGACGAUGAAAACAAGCCAGAAACUAGAUUGAUUAUACAAAUUUCUUGUGCUGUUAAACUACAAGACGAAGAAAAACAUCUUACACUUACAUUACGUUUUGAAGAUAAAAUGAAUAGACAGCUUUCAUGCAAAGUCAGCCAAAAUGAAACAAGUAUGGAUCUCGCAUGUGAGCUUGUAAAAUAUGGUCUUAUAAAUGAGAAUGACUGUGAUCAAGUUGCUAACAAAAUCGAGGAAUGUUUGCACCCGUCGUAAGAAAUACUUGCAUCCGUCUUAGGGAGCAAGUUAAAAUUUUUAAAAACAUUUGAUAGGGCGUUGCUAUCACUUUCACCACUAUAUCGCUAUCUUCAUUAUUCAAGUUUGAUAUUACCCAAAUGAGCUUUUAAUAAGCUCCUCAUAUCCAGAUUUUUUAUUUAUGCCUGGUUAUUUUACGUCCGUGCGUAUUUUUGCCUGUAACCUGUUAUAUUUACAAUAAAUCAAUUUAUUUAUAUUUUUAUUGUUAAAUAUUUUUAUUAAUUACAAAUGUUUUUUAUUUUUCUUUAAAUAUUAAAUAUGCAAAAUAAUUUAUGCGUUAUAAAUAGACGUUAAAUUUGUAAAUUUUAGAUAUGUAAAUAUGAUAUUGUUAUGUAAAUAAUAUAAAACAAAAACCCAAAA
Molecule: messenger RNA, 1965 nt
Organism: Hydra vulgaris (swiftwater hydra)
Lineage: Eukaryota; Metazoa; Cnidaria; Hydrozoa; Anthoathecata; Hydridae
Product: nuclear receptor-binding protein
Biological process (GO): intracellular signal transduction; protein phosphorylation
Cellular component (GO): cytoplasm
Molecular function (GO): ATP binding; protein serine/threonine kinase activity
Source: RefSeq, a predicted model, not a curated record